CUAAAAAACGAAGGGAGAUGGUGAGUAACUGCGACUGCGAGACUGCUUCUCUGCCCUAUGGCUCUGGCUCUGGGAAAUCGCUGUUUGUGUUAUAAAGUUGAAAUUUCUGUCUCUCGCGACACAUGAUCGGAUCCCGGAAGCUGGUAUCCCUCUGAAAGUGUUAGUUUUCUUGCAGUUAUGAGUGGUAGCAGUCAGAGGACUCUUGGGGGUGGGGUUCAGCAUGUAUUGGACUAUCUAAGGCGAAUGCAGGCUGAGAACCCUGCUUUCAUUUAUGCAGUGCAGGGUGAUAAUGACCACUCUAGUGGAAACAUAUUCUGGGCAGAUGCAACAGCCAGGAUGAACUACAGUUACUUUGGCGACACUGUUACACUUGACACGACGUACAGGACAAACCGAUACAGGAUACCAUUGGCCUCAUUCACAGGAUUAAAUCACCAUGGACAACCUGUAUUGUUUGGCUGUGCACUAAUCCUUAAUGAGUCCGAGUCCUCUUUCAUUUGGCUAUUCCAAACUUGGCUUCAUGCAAUGUCUGGAAGUAGUCCUGUCUCUAUCACAACCGACCCAGAUGGGCUCCUACAGGUUGCUGUUGCACAAGCUCUUCCUGAUACCCGCCACCGUUUCUGUAAGUGGGCCAUGUUUAGAGAAACACAAGAAAAACUUGCUCAUAUAUAUCACUCACAGCCUACUUUCGAAACUGAGUUUAAAAAAUGUGUCAAUGAGACUGAGACAAUUGAUGAGUUUGAGACAUCUUGGAAAUCACUUUUGGCAAAAUACUAUUCAAUGGAUAAUGAAUGGCUUCAGUCAAUCUACAAUGCUCGAAAACAGUGGGUCCCUGUGUUUAUGCGAGGCACGUUUUUCGGAGAGUUGUCUGCAAAGGAUGACAGUGGAGGUCUGAACUUAUUCUUUGAUGGCCACGUGAAUGCAGCAACCACAUUACAGAUGCUGAUGAAACAGUAUGAGAAAGCUGUCUCUAGUUGGCAUGAAAAGGAACUGAAAGCAGACUAUGACACCGCUAACGACACCCCAGUUCUGAAGACACCUUCUCCUAUGGAGAAACAGGCUGCAGACCUUUACACUAGAAGAAUAUUCAUGAAAUUCCAAGUGGAAUUGGUUGAGACCCUAGCUAAUCCUGCAACAAAAGUGGAUGACUCAGGAACCAUCACAAUAUAUAGUGUGGCCAAAUUUGGGGAGGAACAGAAGGCUCACUCUGUUAGUUUCAAGGCUAAAGAGAUGACAGCUACAUGCAGCUGUCAAAUGUUUGAAUACGUGGGCAUAAUUUGUAGGCAUAUAUUGGCAGUUUUUAGAGCAAAAAAUGUUCUUACACUUCCUUCUCAAUAUGUUUUGAAACGAUGGACAAGAAAUGCCAAGAGUGGAGCUGUCCUGGAUGAACAUGCUUCUGAGUUGCAGAACAAUUCUCGAGAGUCUGUUACUGUUCGGUAUAACAAUCUGCGCCAGGAAGCAAUUAAAUAUGUAGAAGAAGGGGCAAAAUCUAUUCAUGUUUAUAAUGUAGCGAUGGAUGCUUUACGAGAUGCUUCCAGGAAGGUUGCUGCUGUAAAGAAUCUGGGGUCAGGGGCUACAUUGGGGAGCACUCUGACCAAUGGAGAUAGUCACGAGUUGCAUGGAGCUGGAGGGAAUCAAAUGUCUGCAUUGCAAUCGACAGAUGAGAAAAAAAAGAAGAUUCAGGAAUUGACAGCAGAGUUGGAAAGUACAAAUCAACGUUGUGAUGUUUAUCGAGCAAAUUUACUAGCGGUUCUGAGAGAUAUGGAAGAACAGAAGUUAAAUUUAUCGGUCAAAGUUCAAAAUGCGAGGCUUAGUUUGAAAGAAUGAAUGCCUUUAGCCGGAUCAGUACUUGCUGUUCUGCAUUUCUUUGCUGGUACGAGUAGCUGGGUGUAAUAUGACGUUCCAAAGCUGCCGCGACUGAGUGUGGAUGGAGAGUUUUGUAUAAAAGAUGGUAAGGCAUCGAGGGAAUGAGCUCAGGCUAGAGGAUGGAGGGUUUUAAAUGUCAAUGUAGUCCUAGUACUUUCCAAACCAUGCAGUUUGAAUGUAUUAGAUCUGUUGCCUUUCCUGCAACCUUGUCGUGCCUUCCAACAAAGUGAUAUGCCUCGGUAUCCCUCAGCGUAUCAAUAAUUUGAUUUCUGAUAUACAUAUGUGGUUUAAUCUUUGUAUUACCUUGGAGUAGUGUAGGGUUUAGGAUUGGGAAGAGUUAUUAAUCCAUAGGAUUUUUUUUUAUGGCAGCUAGAAUUUCAAUGAAAGUGAGCUCCUAGAAUUGAGCAGAA
Tripterygium wilfordii is the source of this 2276-nucleotide messenger RNA. RefSeq names its product protein FAR1-RELATED SEQUENCE 9. NCBI's taxonomy places the organism in Eukaryota, Viridiplantae, Streptophyta, Magnoliopsida, Celastrales, Celastraceae. Bases 178 to 1827 code for a protein of 549 amino acids. Gene Ontology annotation, molecular function: zinc ion binding. The transcript has 3 exons. Gene Ontology annotation, biological process: regulation of DNA-templated transcription. The record is from RefSeq and is a predicted model, not a curated record.